This is a messenger RNA of Fonsecaea nubica, 1953 nucleotides long. RefSeq lists its product as hypothetical. The transcript has a single exon. Bases 1 to 1953 code for a protein of 650 amino acids. The record is from RefSeq and is a predicted model, not a curated record. Lineage: Eukaryota; Fungi; Ascomycota; Eurotiomycetes; Chaetothyriales; Herpotrichiellaceae.
AUGGCGAUGUGCGCGUCUGCAAAUCCCUCUUUCUUGGACGAGGAACCAGAUGUAUGCGCAUUCCAACAGUCCUCUCCGCUUUCACUACGGCAGCAUCCAUCCUCUUCGCCUUCGACUACUCCACCCACUCCACCAGUGACAGAGAGCCCUCAAGCUCACGACUAUAACUUCUCCGGCGCAGUAUACGAUGAGAGCACUUCUAACUCGGAGUCGGAAACCGUUUCGCAGCCAGAUGAUGGGUAUGCAGAGAGCAGCGGGGAUGCCGGCCAGCGCGUCUUCUCAGGAUGCUCCUCGAUUUCUUCUUUCCCGACGUCAAUAUCACAGCCCCUACACUCCGAGCCAGAGCAGUAUGGCCCUCGAACACCCCCAAAACGAGACUCGCACGGAUUCUACUCCUUUGAACGAUCUGGGGGCUCCCGCCCCGCGACGACGUCCCCUCGAAACCUCCGCGGUUACCGCACGGCAUUUCGCCAUCCGAGCAGUGUCAAAGCUUUGCAGAUGAAAGAUGAAGCAAUGAGUGAGACAAACAGUGUGAUAAGGCACCACAGACGGACUGGUUCACAAAUGUCGUCGUACAGUCAGAGGAGUUUGUUCUCAGUUCGGACGUCUCCGACCAAGAGAUCUAGCCAGUCUCACCACACAUCACCCCUGAAAGGCAGCACCAAUCUCAAAAAAGAAUUCCCUCUUAUCCUCUUGCACUGUACAUUGCUAGCACCCAAUCAACCUUUCCAACCCUCGGCUGAAGAAAGUGCAACCCUCAGCGAACUGCUGCCAGAGGAGUACAAGCAACGUUGGCUAGCUCUCCGAGACAGACUGAAAGAUGUCGAGAUCAGCAGCAGAGGGAUUCUAAUUCCCCAUCCCAAGGAUGAUUAUGAGCUGCUAGAAGAACGACUUUUGGAGAGUCUGGAACUCGAAAAACCUCGCAUCAGGCAGAAUCACUUCUUCAACACCGGCGGGACUAGUAUAGACAGUGGGUUUGAGAGUGGCAGCCUUACCGAAGAUGAGGCUGAUCUUGACGGCCAAGGUUCUCUCAAGUGUCCGGACUGUGGCGGGCAUCUGUCUGUGGAAGAGCCGCGUCGUCUGUGGGAUGUCAAAGUUUUCGCUGCCAAUGGUUUGAUGCGGGCUGGAGCAUGGGCCGCAGCAUGGCAAGAGAUGGAGAAGGUCGACGUGGAAAUCAACGUUCGCCUACCAGAAGAGAUUUGCCGAGAACUUGAGACAAAGCUCGCAUUCAUCGAAGACGGACAGACGGACCCAAGCCCACUGGACCCAAGUGACACAGUUGCCGAUCAUGAAUUGCCCAUGUCCCGAGAACAAGAGGUAUACGGCGACGUUGGAAGACUUGAAAGCAAGGUCGAUAUGACCAACUUCCAGAGGCAGUCAAUGCUGGAACCGCCUAGCCCAUAUUCUUUCGAGCAAGACGCACAGCCCCCACCAGCUGGUCACGGUGGAGGAUUCAGCAAAGAGAGCCGAAACCUCCUCGUGGGCGUACUGAGCAUCUUGGUAUUGUUUUUUGCAUUGGCAGGCAAGCAAGGAGCGCUCAAAGAGAACCCUGUACCGACAUUACAGUUGACGACGCAAAUAACGGAAGUCCUCACCACUACAGUCACGACGACGAGUGUCGCGCUCUCGACGGCAACUGUGACAACCUCUGUCAGUACACAAAUUCCACAUGAGUGUUCUCUAUCAGAAGGCGCGGAUGAUUUGAUGGCUACGCCAACGGAAGAUUUACUAGAAUUACCCGCAGCCACAGAAGCAUCCAGCCCACCGCUCGAAACAAUGCAAGAGGCCACAACCAAGGUAGACGCACAACAGAGCACUCUAUUAGAAAAUAAGGAGGAUGGGUCUGACUUGGCAUCUGAACAGGAGGGUACAGAUACGAGCGCCUUGCGCGGUCUAGACUCCACCAAGACGGAUGGCCAGAUAGCGCAGACAGAUGACGCAGGGCACCUCUGA